Molecule: messenger RNA, 2409 nt
Organism: Akanthomyces muscarius
Lineage: Eukaryota; Fungi; Ascomycota; Sordariomycetes; Hypocreales; Cordycipitaceae
Exons: 1
Coding region: 1-2409 (802 amino acids)
Biological process (GO): transmembrane transport
Cellular component (GO): membrane
Molecular function (GO): ABC-type oligopeptide transporter activity; ATP binding; ATP hydrolysis activity
Source: RefSeq, a predicted model, not a curated record
AUGGUUUCUGGAGCGCUGCGCCGGGCUUUAGCCCCUCGACUGAGUACCCUUUCGGAGGCGCAUUCACAUGGAGCUGCCCUUACAUCGCGCAAUCUUCUCUCGAAUUCAUUUACGAAGCCCAUCAGUAUCAUAAAGCCGGCAAGUCUUUUUCAUGCUGCAUCGGGGCACCGCCACGGUCUUGCGACGCACGCCGUGCUUGACGCCACCUUCUCCGCGCAACCGUUGCUUCUACAACGCAUCGCGGAACGGCGAGCUGCCCUUGCAUAUAAACCGUCGUCAGUUGCAUUGACACGACCGUUUUCGACAAGCACGAGCCUUCAAGAGCAACGGCAAAACCAACCGCCAAGAAUCGAAGAGAAGUCGCAGCCUUCGGAGAAGAACGAGCCAGAUGACGACGAGGCUGACUUCGAGUUUAAAAAGAGCGACCGCGCCGCCCAAGCUGCGCAAGUGAAUCUCGCUGCAAAGCUUUCCAAGGAUAGCAAGCAGCCUACAAAAGCAGGACUGCAGGAAAUAUGGCGAUUGAUCAAGGUUGCUCGUCCUGAGCUCCGCUGGCUCGGUGUUGCAUUUAUCUUCCUGGUCAUUUCGUCGAGUGUUACCAUGUCGAUCCCAUUCUCCGUCGGCAGAAUCCUUGAUCUCGCAACAAAAGGCGAGGACGAAGAUAUUCGUCUUUUUGGACUUACCUUGAACCAGUUCUUCAUCGGCCUUGCUGGCAUUCUUACACUGGGUGCUAUGGCCAACUUUGGACGAGUUAUUCUGCUGCGCAUUGUGGGCGAGAGAGUAGUUGCGAGACUUCGAUCGCAGCUUUACCGCCGCACUUAUGUGCAAGAUGCAGAAUUCUUUGAUGCAAACCGAGUCGGUGAUUUGAUCUCAAGACUGAGCUCCGACACUGUUAUUGUAGGCAAGUCAGUCACACAAAAUAUCAGUGACGGUCUUAGAGCCUUAUUCAGCGGUGGUGCCGGAUUCGCUAUCAUGGUCUGGACGAGUCCCCAGCUCACUGGCCUUUUGCUCUUAAUGUUUCCUCCGAUUGCCAUUGGCGCGUUCUUUUACGGCCGAGCGAUCAGAAACAUCAGCCGAUCUAUCCAGAAGAAUCUUGGUACACUGACCAAGAUUGCCGAGGAACGACUCGGAAAUAUCAAGACCAGCCAAGCUUUCGUCGGAGAGGUUCAGGAAGUUGGACGCUACAAUAGACAAAUUCGAAGGAUUUUUGCACUGGGCAAGAGAGAGUCACUGGUUGCGGCAACGUUUUUUGCUUCUACAGGCUGGGCUGGCAACAUGACUAUUCUGGCAAUGCUUGUUGUUGGCGGAAGCUUUGUGCGCAACGGAACUAUGUCACUCGGAGAUCUCACAUCUUUCAUGAUGUACACAGCGUUUGCCGGAUCAAGCUUAUUUGGCCUGUCCGGUUUCUACUCUGAGCUGAUGAAAGGUGUAGGUGCCGCGAGUCGUUUAUUUGAACUCCAAGAUCGUCGCCCUGGAAUCCACCAAACUGUUGGGAAACCUGUCAAAUCUGCCCAAGGCCCUAUCAAGUUCAGCAAUGUUACCUUUGCCUACCCGACGCGUCCCGCUGUCAAGAUCUUCAAUGGCCUCGACUUCGAAAUUCCUUCCGGAAGCAAUGUAUGCGUCGUCGGUCCUUCUGGCGGUGGCAAGUCCACAGUUGCUUCCCUCCUCUUGCGAUUCUACAACCCGACAGAGGGAAGUAUUACUAUUAAUGGAGUAGAUAUUUCCGGAAUGAAUGUCAAGUCUCUGAGGCGUCGCAUUGGCAUGGUAUCUCAAGAGCCAGUUCUGUUUUCAGGAACGAUCGCCGAAAAUAUUGCAUAUGGAAAACCACAUGCAUCCCGAGCAGAGAUUAUUGCUGCAGCCAGACGCGCCAACUGCAGCUUCAUCAGCGAUCUCCCAGACGGACUGGAGACCCAGGUUGGUGCGAGAGGAUCGCAGCUCUCUGGUGGCCAAAAACAGCGCAUUGCAAUCGCCAGAGCCCUUCUGAAGGAUCCUGAUAUCCUGAUUCUCGAUGAAGCCACUUCGGCCUUGGAUGCUGAAUCCGAAACACUCGUCAAUGAAGCUCUCGCUGGCCUUCUUCGUGGACACAACACCACCAUCUCCAUUGCCCAUCGCCUGUCGACGAUCAAGCGCUCUGACCAAAUUAUCGUUCUGAAUACCGAGGGUACGGUCGCAGAAAUUGGUAGCUAUGCACAACUCGCUGCCAACAAGGACAGUGCUUUCAGCAGAUUGAUGGAGUGGCAAAUGAGCGGCGGGGAUGUUCCAGAGAAGCGCCCAUCUGCUGCGGCGGCGCACAUCACCGAGGCAGAAUAUAUGGAACAGGAGAGGCAAAAAGAUGAAGAGGAGCUCAUUGAAGAGGAAGAGCACAAGGAGAAAGACCCAGAAAGUGAAACCACAGAGCAGAAGCAGAGAUGA